AUGAAAAAGGGGAGAAAAACUCCGCACCUGCUAGUAGUACUACUAUGGCCCUUCGCAUGGUCCCUCGCAUGGCCCUUCGUAUGGCCCUUCUUAUGGUCCUUCUCUCUCAUUUGUAAUCGUUCAAGCUGCUUCAAACAUGGCAGUGGCGAAGCAAAGGGGGUCCUUACAAUAGGCAGCAAAAGAAGCGGCUUUCGGAACAGAAAAAAAAAGGAGUUGACCCUGCAGAGCUAUGGGAAGGAAUUUUCUGAGCGAGUAAAGAAGCUAAACUUCCUAUCCGAUGUUUUAAAAAUUGAUGCGUACCCAUCGUCCUUCAUAAAAAGAACGACAAAGAUAGACGACUUGAAGAGUAAGUAUGGGCAUUUAAAAAAUGGAGAAAAGGAUGACAACAAAAAGUAUGUCAUAUACGGCCGAGUAACAGUCAAACGGAACGAUGGAAUGUUCCUGAAUAUACAGGAUGACGGCGGCACUGUACAAAUAUAUAUUGAUGCACAUUUGGUGCUUAAAGGGGGAAGCAAAUCGGAGGAAAAAAAGAAUGAUUGUCUAGAGAGCGAUGGGGAGAAUGACCAGGGGAACAAGAAUACCUGUCCAGGUGUAGAGCAAAAUGGGGUUAACUCCCGUAACGGUGAUGGUAAUGCUACACAUGGAGAGGGAAGCCAAUUCCCUUUGGGCAUACAAGGAGAAACUCCCCACAAAGCAAACUCAAUAAACGUGAGAAAAAUUAUCGAAGUAGGCGAUUUCGUAGCCAUCAAAGGAUUUGUUAGAAAAUCCCAAAGGGGAGAAAUAACUUUACAUGCAGAAGAAAUUUUCUUGCUAACUAAAUCGUUGCUUCCCUUGCCAGACAAAUACAAAGGAAUGAAAGAUGUUGAAUAUAAGUACAGAAAAAGGUACCUCGACUUAUUAAUCAAUAAGGAAGAAAAGGAAAAAAUCUCCACUAGAUUUGAAGUCAUACAAGAAAUUAGAAAACUCUUGCUAAAAAAAAAAUACAUAGAAGUAGAUACCCCAAUAUUGCAGUCCAUCCCUGGAGGUGCUUCAGCUAAACCAUUUGAAACUUUCCUAAAGUCCUUAAAUUUAGUUCUGUAUUUAAGAAUAGCACCUGAACUGUAUUUGAAAAAAUUAAUCAUGAGUGGAAUUUCAGAACAAAUUUUCGAAUUCAGCAAAUGCUUUCGCAAUGAAGGCCUAAGUACCAUUCACAACCCUGAGUUUACACUGCUCGAAAUUUACAAGGCCUACUCUAAUUAUAAAUAUAUGAUUACAUUUGUUGAGAGGUUAAUAAAAACUGUGGCGAAGAAAUUUUCUUUUUGUUCGAGUGUCGAUAAGGGUUUGCUCUACGAAAAGAGAUGGAAAAAAAUUUCCUUUAUGAAAAUAGUAAAGGAUUACACCAAUGUAAAUUUUCUCAACUUGUCGUUCGAUCAAGCUUAUAAUGAAGCAAAGAAAUUAAACGUAACUUUUGAUCAAGGGAAGGAGCACUUAAAUUGGGGACUCGUUGUUCAGGAGGUUUUUAAACGAAAGAUACUUCCCCUCUGGCCAAAACGUUAA
This is a messenger RNA of Plasmodium cynomolgi strain B, 1536 nucleotides long. Its product is annotated as lysine-tRNA ligase. The transcript has 2 exons. Bases 1 to 1536 code for a protein of 511 amino acids. Gene Ontology annotation, cellular component: cytoplasm; cytosol. Gene Ontology annotation, biological process: lysyl-tRNA aminoacylation. The record is from RefSeq and is a predicted model, not a curated record. Gene Ontology annotation, molecular function: tRNA binding; ATP binding; lysine-tRNA ligase activity. NCBI's taxonomy places the organism in Eukaryota, Apicomplexa, Aconoidasida, Haemosporida, Plasmodiidae.